CUUCUGUGUAUGGUGAUCAGUUAUGAAUUAUCAUGGCGAAUUCAGGAGUUUGGUCGAACUCCCAGCAGCAAGAAAUGUCGGAGUUUGACAAUGGAGAUACUUUUCCUACGGGAGAUGGAUUUAAUCUUGCUGAACUAAGUGGUUUGGACGAUUUGAUAACGAACUGCGAGAAUGAGUUAUUCUCCAAAAGCAGCAACUUCUUUACUGAUGAAACUCUCCUCUCUCAGCUUGCAGAAGAACCUUUGGAAAUGGAUGAUGAUGUUUCAUUUGAUUUCCUUAAUUUGCCCAACACACUUGAGUGUAUCAUGCAGCCACAUCCACCACAACCUCAACCACAGCCACCAGUACCUCCACCACCAUCUCAGCCACCACUACAACAGCACCAAAAGCUCCAACAAAACCUUCAGCAUCACUUAUCAAACAUGUUCUGUACAACCUCAACCACACUUCCGCAAGUCAAGCAGAAAUCUAAUGUCCUCAUACCUUCACAAGAACUUAUAUCUUCAGUACCAUCCCAUAUUGUAUCAUCAUCAUCACUUACAUCUCUAACUUCCCCCCAGAAUACUCAAGAAAGUAAUGUUAUACCUUCCUCAAUGCAACAUAGGGUUGCAGCACCUGUAUGUACUGUUACACAGAGUCCAACAGCCAUUUUGCUUCAUUCAACUGGAGUAACACAGUCAGCACAGCAGCAAAAUCAAAAUCCUUCUCUUACGCUUGGAAGCCUUCAGACAUCGAUACCAGGUCAGCAGCAGAUAAACCUCCAGCCUGCUCCUGCUGCAACAGCAUUGCAGAAUUCACACAUCCAAUUACAGCUGCAAGCUUUGAAACACAGGCAGCAAAGUAUCAAACAUUCAUCUGCCCAGAAUCAACUGUUGACAUUACAGAGGAUGAGGCAGCUGCCGGCAGAUAAUAUGCAACAGGUUUUAGUACAGGCUCAGCUGCUUAAGUCAGAGCCACAGCUGAGUCCUGCUGCUGUCAUAUAUACGACAGCUCCAGUGACGAGUGUCACAGUGACACCUAGUGGCAAUGCAACGCCUGCACCAGCUUCCAUUCACACCCUUGUUAACACUGCGCAUGGUGCAAUUCUGGCUACUGGUAUACCACUUGUGUUGGAUGCAGAUAAGCUACCUAUCAACAGAAUCACAGCAAUUGCACCACCGUUAAGGGAACCCAAGGUGAAAGAAGGAAAAAGAAGUGCACAUAACGCUAUUGAGCGUCGUUAUAGAACUAGUAUUAAUGACAAAAUAGUUGAGCUCAAGAAUAUGGUUGUUGGAAAUGAUGCAAAGCUUAACAAAUCUGCCAUCUUGCGGAAAGCUAUUGAUUACAUCCGCUAUCUGCAGAAUUCAAACGCCAAACUAAAACAGGAAAAUAUGACUUUAAAAAUGGCAGCUCAGAAGCCAUUAAAGGAACUUUUGACAGAUCCAGUAACUACAGCAGAUAUGGUGAAAGAUGAGUGUUCAGGACCUAUUACACCCCCUCAUUCUGAUGAAUCUUCACCAUCGUCGUCACCUCCACACUCAGACAGCUCCUUGCCACCAUCACCUGAAGAUCCUUACAGUGCUGAGAUGGACAUAAAGGAGGAAGAUGAUGAUAUUAUUAGUGUCAACUUAUCCAAGGGGAUGUUGGAUCAUUCAAGGAUGGCCCUUUGUAUAUUCAUGCUUGCCGUGAUUACAUUCAAUCCAUUUGGAAUGAUUCUAAACAAAUUUGUAGACUCUAGCAAAGACUACUCAGCUACAAUUAUUGAAGGAAGGACUCUACAGAAUUUUGACAGUUCAGAGUCUGGGAUUUGGCACUGGGUAGGAUCAUCACUGUUCCUGUGGAUAUUCAACUCCAUACUUCUUCUGAGCUGCCUCAUCAAGUUGUUUGUGUAUGGGGAUCCAGUAAUACAAGCCAAGUCAAAAGAAUCUGUCACAUUUUUUAGGCAUCGGAGGCAAGCUGAUUUUGACUUGUCGAAGGGUGACCUUGCAGCUGGCAACCAAGAACUAAGGCGAUGCCUGCAAGCUUUUGGUCGGUCUUUGCCAGCGUCAAAACUGGAAUUGCUGUCAUCUACAGUGUGGCAUAUAAUACGUCAAAUUUUGCACAGAGUGUGGAUUGGACGGUGGCUGGCAAAAUAUGCUGGAGGUUUCUUUGUGGACAGCAUGACAAGAAGAGAAGCGAUGAAUUCGGCAAAGGAACUGGCUCUGUUGUACCAUCAUUUGCACCAGCUUCACCUGGUGAAUGGUUCAACAGAUGGUCAUCUUACUGGUCUCGUGUUGGCAUUUAGCGCUGUCAACAUGGCAGAAGCAUCAUCAGAUCUCCUUUCACCAGAGGAGUUGGCUGAUAUUUAUGUUGCAGCUGCUCUCCGUGUCAAGGAAUCAUGCCCAUCAUUUCUUCAGUUCUUUAACAGGUUCUACUUAAGUCUGGCUCGGCACGUCUGCUUUAAAAGAUGUCGACGUGUACCUGUGAGGCUACAGUGGCUGUUUACUGCAUAUGGGCACCGGUUUUUUGUAUCACAUCACUGGUCAUAUGGCUGUGUGACUGGUUCAACAUUUAGUAGUCUGGGAAACCGUGCUGAUCCUCUGGCCUAUGUUAUGCGUGUUUAUCGGGAGCACUUGCUAGAUCAGGCAUUGCAGACACUUUUGGCACCAGGAGGCAGACUGGAUGCCUGUGAUGAAGAUCCAUUGAGACGAACCCAGACAUCAGAUGUGCUCACCUAUGUCCAACUGCUAAUGGAAAAUGCAGAUGCUGCAGGAAGUCAGGGUGAUGAAACACCCUCACUAAUAUCAAGAAACAUUCAAGUGACCUAUGCUGAGGAUGAGCUUGCCCACUGGUGGUCAGGAGUUGUGGGUGUUGCAGCAUAUUGGUUAUUAGGAGGUGAUGCAUUAGCAGAACGUCUUUACCCGAGAGUAGAAACUGUUCCUGAAUGCUUGUGCAAGCAGAAUGAUCCUCUUACUCAUGCUGUACUGGCAGCAUUCGGAAGCCGCCGAGCCUCACUCAGUCUGAGCCAUCAUCAUCCUGGAAUCAACCUCAGUAGCAAGGCUGUCUUGAAGUUAUGCAACACUGCUGGACAGUAUCUUGAUGAUAGCCUCACAUACAGCAGUUGCAAGCAAGCCAGCAGUACAGUACAUUUGGUGCAACUUCUGGUUUGUGAUUGGUUGCUGGAAACACGAACAGCUGUAUGGGAAAAAGAAAAACAGGAGAUUGAUGGGUCAGGUCCUGUUCCAGUUGCAGAUGCUGUUCUAUCUGGUUUCCAGAGGGACCUGUCAUCGCUGAGACGUCUCACAGAACAUAUUUCAUCAGCACUUCCUCGUGUGUUCCUAUAUGAAGCUACAGCACGUAUGAUGGCAGGUGCGUCACCAGGGCGCACACAGCAACUGCUGGAUCGCAGUUUGCGUCACAGACACAGUCGGACAUCUCUAAUCUGUGGCAAAGAUAAAAACCAACAAGAGGCUGGAGGUGAUAGGGAGCACGCAACAGCCCUCUACAUGGCAUGUAGACAUCUGCCUACUCCACUGCUGUCGUCACCUGGUGAACGUGCUGGAAUGUUGGCUGAGGCUGCCAAGACACUAGAGCGAAUUGGUGACCAGAAGCGACUACAGGAUUGUUAUCAUCUUAUGAAGUCACUUGGGAGCAGUUCUGUUACAAACUGAACUUUGUGUAAUGUUUAUAUCAUUAAAGUUCUGUUACAGGUUGAAAGCAGUAAGUCCUGUAUAUGAACCAUUAUGGACGCCAACAUUGAUAUGGCAUGGUAACAGCAUACAAAUGUUGGGUAUCAAGAAUCAUACCGAAUGCAGAAUAAUGACCAACAAGAAGGUAGCAAAUGGAUAAGAAACAAUGGAAAUGAUGAGAUGGUUCGUAACAUGCCAUUUUGUUUCAAUGAAAAGUUUUGUUAUGUUGGCGAGAGGUUGUAACUGGAAUUUUGUGGCACUGGAACACUUUAUUUUCUAAUAAAAAAUACAACUUCUUUCUGUUAGUGUUCAUCAUUGUUAACUUAAAGGAUUUAGGUCUAGUAGCUUUUUGUGACACUGUUAAAAUCUUUUUCCUCAUACAGGAUAAUUAACUCCCAGUUGGGAUACACUUUUCUUCUGUGUUCACACAAUUUAUAUGUGUAUCCUGAAAAAUCUAUUAAUUUAUUAAUAUGUAAUGCUGUUCUAACUUCUUUUUCAGUCUCAUUUCUUUGUGCUGUGAAGAAAUUUGUUUGCUGUCCUCCUUGUUUUUUUUUCUUUUUUUUUGCACAAUAUCUGCUGGCUUUUUCAAGGAAAAAUAAUUCCAUGAAUGAUGGAGCUGAGAAUAAGAGUUAAAAAUGUUAAAAAGAAGGAAAGGUAGAAGUCUUAAUUUAGGAGAAGGUUUUGACAGUGCCUACUGGAUGACAAAGUUUGCCUAAGUGACAUAAUUUUAUUUAUCUCAGAAAACAUAAUAAAGACAUCCAAUAAAACUCUUAAUUUAGUCCCAAAGAGUAGAUAUAGAUAUUUAUGGGUGUAUUUCCUUAGUACUGUUGUAUAGCUACAAGAAAGCUUGCCUGACAAGAACAAUGCAGCCAUGGAAACAUCUGAAAACACAGCAUACUUAUGCAAAGCAGGAUUUCUGGCUAUGAAUUAAAUAAAAUGAACAGAUUCAUUCUGCUUUGAUGCUUGUAUGCAACUAGCACUAUCAGAUACCAUUGAAGCCAGGCUGGAUUUAUUAAUGAGAAAAGUUCAAGAACAAGGAUGAAACUGGUAUAUUUUUUCAUGUGUAACAUUAGAGUGAGUUUUAUUUUAUAUUUGUGUUUUGAACUAUUUAUAAUAAAGUUAAAUUUCCAUAAA
This is a messenger RNA of Cryptotermes secundus, 4781 nucleotides long. RefSeq names its product sterol regulatory element-binding protein 1 (gene SREBP). The record is from RefSeq and is a predicted model, not a curated record. Gene Ontology annotation, biological process: regulation of transcription by RNA polymerase II. Gene Ontology annotation, cellular component: nucleus. Lineage: Eukaryota; Metazoa; Arthropoda; Insecta; Blattodea; Kalotermitidae. The coding region runs from base 33 to 3629 and encodes 1198 amino acids. The transcript is spliced from 14 exons. Gene Ontology annotation, molecular function: RNA polymerase II cis-regulatory region sequence-specific DNA binding; DNA-binding transcription factor activity, RNA polymerase II-specific; protein dimerization activity.